CUCUCCCGCUCCCAUUGGUCGGUUGCCUCGUGUUGAGGAACCGAGGAGUUGUGGGCGGCCUGUUGGGGAGGAGGGGUAUCGCAAUGGAGGGUUCGCGCGUCCUUCCCCGGUGCUGUUGCGGCGCUAGCAGAGCGAGGGUUCAUUGCGACGCUGUGUAACGAAACUAAAAAGUUUAGCUGGCGACUGUGUUGUUACGCGAGAACGAGACUCGAUGGCGGCGUUUAGCGAAACGGCCGAGUUGGAGAACGAGGUGCUGGAAGCUGGUCAAGUGUACCUGCUUAUGAAGAAACAGUAUCGCAUCUCUCGGAACAUGCGCUCAGCGUGGUUUUUUUCAAACCUCAACCGGAUUGUAGCCCCAACACCCCUACACGAACUGGAGAGUGGUGAUGGUGAUCUACUCGUGCUGUCAGUACUGCCCAAGGGCUGGCAACCUGGUGACAGCCCUCCUUGUGGCUCAGCUACUGCCGAUGAUGAUCGUGGAGGAGGAGUGAUGCCCCCAUGCCGACUUGUCCCGUCGAGUCACGUGAUCUUUCUCGCGUGCCGCUACCGCUUCGUCAUCGCCCUAGACCUCAGCCCCUCCACAGCCGUUGUGGAUGAUUGGUGUGGAGAGAUCGUGUUCGACCGUGUGUUCCGCACGUUGGCGCUGUGUCUGCGUCGUCUGGCACGUCCUUUCUUCGUCCCGGGAACGAGGAAUUUGUUUCGGCCAGAGAUCUUCAUCACUGUGCUCGCCUACUCGCCCUUCAUGGCGUCGGGAUCGCAGCAGGUGCUGGUGCAGGGGUGCCGGCUGGACCGCGUGCACCUCCCCUCCUUCCUGCAUGACGUGCGGGUGCAGCUGAUGCGAUUUGAGGGCCACGUCGCAGAGUUUCUGCAGAAGCAGCGGGAGCCCAUGAUGGCACAGGACGAUGGCGACGCUCCCAUCUCCCCACCACCUCUCCCCUCCUCUCCCACUGGCCCCACCGCCCCAGCCCCUUUGGUCCGACCCCCACCCUCCGUGCCCCCACUUGGCGCCGGUGUGGCGCGGCACCUGGCAGAACCCGUGGUUAUGGUGACGGCGGACGUGGGGCUUGUGAGCGUGCUACGCUAUGGGGUGCUCGCCCUGCAGCUGCUGCCCGCCAACACGAGCUCUGGUAUCAUCGUGAUCACAGACGGGGUGACGAGCAUUCCUGACAUCAACUACUGCGACAUGCUGCUCACGCAGCUGCGCAAUAGCACCGUUGCCUGCUCCUUCCUGCAGGUGGGAGGUGUCUUCUCUUAUGACUGCAACUUUGGCCACGUCCCGAAUGUGGAGAUGAUGCGCUUCAUCGCCACAGCGACGGGAGGCACCUAUGCGGGACCUGAAGUAUUUCAUGGUGACAUUGAUGACUACAGCCGUGAAGACGACGUUUAUGAGGGCGGAGGGCAGGAGUGCGGACAGGAAUGGCAGGGGAGGAGGGAGAGUGGGAGCUGCAUUGUUAAAGAGGAGGUUGGGACAUUAGGAGAUGUGCUGCUGCAUCAGCAGGAGGUGGUAGGAGCGGGAGCCAAGAGUGGCUGUCGGUCAACGGGUAGCUUGACGAUGACGGCCUACCACAGGGCUUUCCUGACGUACAGCUUCAUGGAGGCAGCAAGAGGUGGCGGUGUCGGAGACAUGUGCGGUGCGGAGCACCGGCUGUUUAAUGAGCACCUGGCGUGGGCUAGCGCCAAUCCUGCGCUGGCUACACGGCGGAAAAAGCACACCGAGCGUGAGGUUCACGCGGAGCUGGGCAGCAUCGUGUCAGUGCGGCUCCGUGAGGGCUACAGCGUGAGGGAUGUGGCUCUCACCAAGGGAGGUUCCCAGAUCGAGGUGAAGCUCGUGUUGCCAUGGAAACAUAACCUUCGAAUCGAGUACUGCGUGUCAGCUCCCUGGCCUCAGCACCGCUCUCCUCCGCCAUCAUCACCGCUGCUCAUCGCAACGACAGGAGCAGCAGCAGCAGCACAUUCUCUCUCCCACUGCAGCUCAACCACUACCUCGUCAAUAUCGUCAACAUCCUCCUCAUCAUCAGCCCAAGCAUCAACACCGUCAUCGACCACCAACACAUCAGCAUCGCACUUUGUGUCAACUUCCACAGCAGCUUCCUUAUCAGCUGUCACCUCUACCACUACUUCCACCGUCACCUCUUCCACUUCUACCUCAUCAUCGAGUGCGGUUGCUGGACACUCAAAUUCAACAGUGUCGUCAUCUUCAUCAUCUUCGUUGGCAACGGCGGGUGGAGCAGGGACUGCUCGUGGCGGGUCCGCCGUGCAGCCUGUGUGCUUAACCGAGGUGACGAUGGAGGGCGGGUAUGAGGUGCUGCACGACAUCACCUGCACCAUGAGGAAGCCGAUCGCCUCUCCCUAUCGCAUGGCUGUUGUUCGCAAAUUCUGGCAGACGCUGCUCGGGAUUGCCCAGACCGACCAGCUGCUCGUUCACCUGCAGUCGUUCAGCAGUAACCCAGCAUUCUACACCGUGCCGGAGAGCACACGGAAUGGAGUGCCCCUCUUCUACCUCCCACCGGGCUCCAGCACACCUGUGCUGUCCCUGCAGCAGAGUGGGCUGGGCAAGGACUCGAGCCAUGGGCAGUUCUCAGGCUACUGGAAGCCCGUGUUCUCUCUUGAUGUGGGCAAACUCCAGCGGUGGAUGCACCUGCAUCGCAUUGGGGUCCUGUUGCAACAUGACAUGCCUGUACCACGAUUCAUCCACACCCCCAAUUCAAACGGCCGUUUUGCCACGGUGCAAAGUCGAGUGGCAAUGUCGGCCCUCACCUCCCUCCUGCGUACGUGGAGCUCCUUUGUGCUGGUGGAGGCAAACUCCUACGUGAAGCUCGUAGAUUUACCAAAUGGUUCAGUCACAUUCUACCUGGUGCGGAUUUCAGCAAAAGCUCCCUGUGUCGUCCUCCGCUUGGCGUUUCCGCUUGAGACCCCAGCUUCAACGCGCAACAAGGUUGUGGACGACCUGAGGAAACAGAUUUGGGAGAUGAGUUUUCCACAGCGCGUGUUGCAGCAGCCGCAGCCACAACCGCAGCAGCAGCAACAGCAGCAGCCAGAGGAAGUGCAAAAGGGCAAGAGCAAGACGUGUUUGUUCACAGAAAGCCCCGCAGCUUCAAAAUCGAGUCAGCCGCCACCCUCUUCAGACCGUCCUUGUGCUGUGCUGCUGACAAAACCCGUGGAAAAAUUGCUGAUUAGGUAUGAGCGAGCCCCCAUCGACUACUUGUCUCCUCCUGCUCCAGCGCCUCCACUGCCCAUGAUGCAGCAGCGGCAGCCCCCGCUGCUACUGGCGGCCUCUGCUGCUGUCCCCGGCUCCCCGUGCUCGGCACUCGCUCACUACUUCACUCACCGCCGCUGGGUAUUCAGCGUGGAACCACUGGCUUCCUCCAACGCCUCAUCGACCACCUCCCCCACCUCCUCAUACACGGCUGUGGUCAUGGCAGCCUGCACCAGACUUCUGCAGACACUCGCAGAACUCCGUCUUGCUGAGGGCUUCAACUUUGCAGCGAGUGGGGAUGGGGUCGUUUCUAUGGUGACAGAGUUGCCCAUGAAGGCAGAGUGUGAAGGUAAAGGUGAUUGCGAUGAGGUGCAGACUUGUCUGGUUCAGUAUGUGCUCUUCCCCCCUCUCAGCAGUUCACCCAGACACACGUUUUCAACUGAUGAAGAUGGCGAUGAUGAUGGUGAAGAUGACUGCAAUGGUGACCUCUUGGGUUCUGAUGGAGAGGUAAUGCUUCUUGUCUCAACCGAGUGCUGGUUGGAGCCCCUGUCGGGCCGGGUAUCAAUCCCACCUGAACGCUACGCUCAGCAGUCGCACCUGGACGGACUUUGUUACACGGACAUUGCCCAUGCAAUGCACCCUCGUGAUAUAGACUGUGUCAACACUCUGCUGACCAGUGAACUGCUGGCAUUCCUGUGCAACAAUCCAGAUGCUCACUAUGCAACCAACCGUGCCAUACAGCCCCUAGUUAAGCAGCAGAGUGGGGCCAGCACUUUGUGGCACAUACCUUUCCGAUUUGAUCUCAUGUGCCUCCUGCCCAAGUGUCGACAGGCGGAAAUGGUGUUCAACACCUACAGCACUGAUUAUUCAUGGCCCGACUCUUCAACCACUGGCUCCACUCACCCAUCUGAUUGGCUCCUGAGCCUCUUCCAUACCAGCCUAUCAGAUGCCCUUUCUCUCCGUGAAAUUCCAUUGGACGAGGGUGAUCAUGUGACCUUUGUGAAGUUGGUUCUCGAGAGGAACAGGGGUGGCCAUAAACCUCUCUUCAGCAUGCCGACGCAAGAAGUGGAGUCAGAUAAACAGGAAUCUUCUGUAUUGAAUGCCAGCAAAGACAGCACAGAGACGACGAUUACGACUACAGCAAAGGGCACAGGAAUUGCGCGAUGGCGUUGUUAUGCCAAAGCCACGGGAUCUGGGCACACACUCGUCUUUGUGCCGGCGUCAUUUACAGACCUUCAAUUACUCUUGGGAACCAAUCCACAUUCAGUCAAUCCGGAUCCCGUACUCCAAGCUUCGGAUCCAGUUGUUAAUGCCGUACAAACAGAGGAGUUGGUUCCACUGCCUGUAAAUCCAAACCAGGAUCCUGAUCAAGUCGUCAAGUCUCCAGUAGGCCGCCCUGCAUCCCAGGAUCGCCCCCACCGGUCUUCCCACUCACUCGCUUUGAGUCGCCAGGGCUCGCUGCUCGAACCGUCUCCUAGCAGCAAUGGGCUCAGGUUUCCGGUUUACAUCUACAGCCACUCUGUUGACAGCCUCCGUGAGACACUCACACGACUCCCAGCCCCUCCCUGCCCUUCCUCUACCCCUGAUGCCACGGCCGCAGCGGCAGAAGCAGAAGCAGAAAUGUCUGCGUCGGGUGGAGAAGACAUGUUUUUCUGGUGUUCGUCCGAGGAGGGUGGCGUUGACCUGUCGUCACGGCAACAUAGGGAAAAGGAGCUCAUGGUGGUUUGUGAGCUGGUGCAGGAGGUGUUCCACCAGAGCUUCAUGAAAGGUCUGUUCCACUGCUUGCGACGGUCGGUUGCCGUCGCAGCAUCGGACGUCCUCUCCGCCAUUGACUUCUGUGAGGAGACGCUCACCGAGGUGGACAUUACGGCGUUCCUGCAGGCGCUGUGUGGCCACGUGCGUCCCCGUGCCUCCUGCCAAAGCCGCCACAGCAGCUGGGAGGACGAUGGUGGUGGUGAUGAUGGUGAUGCUGAUGAUGAAGGAGACGAUGUUGGUGAUCUGCACACCUCCUACUGCUGUUGCUGUCACAAGGAACAUGAAAACCUUAGAGGAGGAGUUUCUGUUGUGGCUGAGGCUGUGGAGACGAGGAAAAACUUAGAGCCUGAUGAUGGGGGCGGUGAUGCGAGUAUGGACAAGGAUCUAACGGCUACAAUGAGUGUGCUGCCUGGCUCGUCACCGCACGCCGCUGCCUCCAGUCCCCUCUGCCCUCAUCUUGCCUCGUCGCCCAUCACCAGCCAUGAUGACCCAUGCCAGCCCUUGCCCAACCUACACAGUGCUAUACAGGCAAAAUUUUUGGAAAUCAGCAGUCGAUUUUUCAAGAGCAUCCCUUCCAAUCCCGCCUUCUUUUUCUACUGUCCAACCUCACCUAAGAAAGAGAACGAGACUCAGGGCACCAAGAGAAAAUCGCGGCGCUUUGGCAAAGCCGAGGGAGUCUCCGAGACAGAGGGGAGCACUGGAGCACGAACCUCCUUCUCUCUGACCGAGAGCGAUGCUGAUAUCGUUGUCGAAUACCGUGACGAGCAUAACACGGGAGGGGAUGCCGCCACCUCCACCUGGCGCCAAGGACCAUGCAAAGGCCCUGAUGACGAUGACGAGGAGGACGAUGAAGAGCUAGAGGAAGAGGAUGAUGAUGAAGAUGAUGAUGGUGAUGAACAAAAGGACGAUAAUGGAGAAGUUGAAUUUUCAUCAGAUGGAACUAUUGAUGCUGCAGACCGAGAAAAUGACUUUGAAAUUGACGAUGAUGACGAUGAUGAUAGUGAUGGUGACGGCUGUGGUGAUAAUGGUGGAGACGGUGGUGAUGGAUUGCCGCCAUUGUUCGUCCACCUGACUUGCUCCGUCAGUGUUCGGAACCAGCACUGUUCCAUGCCUGUGCGCACGCUGCCUACAUGCCUUGGGGAGGUGUUGGGAUGGCUGGAAGGUGUGGAUCUGAGGAAGUUUAGUCUCAAGGACUUGACGGUCACAUUGGACAUAAUCAUCCUCACCCUGCCACUUGAGAUUGAGGAGUCACCACUUGGGAUAUCGCAUAACAGGUACUCAUCUGAGAACAGCGCCUUCAUUCACCGCUCGCCAGCACAGGGCAGCUCCUACCGGUCGGACGAGGAGAACAUUCUGCACGGCCCGCUGCUCCCCUCGGCCAUUGCCGAGCUACGUGAGGGAAUACCGACCCCCUUGUCCAACCUGACGGAGACACACAGGCAAGCCGUCUUGGACACAGUAGAGGAGGUGCGCUGGUUGCUUCGCGACGAGGUGGUGUCGGCUCUGCGCGUGUCUCGCUCCACGUCGCGCCGCUCCCUCGCCUCAGUGGCCGCCCAUGUGUCGCGCUCACGGGACCGCCCCUCCUGCCUCACGGAGCACGUGGCGCUGCAGUUUGUGUUCGGCCCCGACCAGUCCAUGAGUCGCUUCAUGCGGGAGCUGGAGUCAAUGGACAUGGGACAGAAAUAUGAGCUUCUUCGAUCUGGAGAAUUUCACUUUGUGGCCCUACGGGAAACACGGGACACAGAGCCCUCACUCAACACGGAUAUCGGCAACACUACCAGCGUUGAAGCCCCUUCAGCCACCGCUAGUGGUGGGGGGGGUGGUGGUGUUGAUGGUGGUGAUGCUGGUGGUGUUCAUGAUGCUGCCAGUGUUGAUGGUGUUGCAGUUGAUAGUAGGGCUCGUGAUGGUACUGAUGCCAUAGCAGCUGCUGCUGCUAUCAAUGUUAGUGCUGUUGAUUAUAUUUCCGUUGAGGCUGUUGUUGACGGUAGCAUCGUUGACGGUAGCGUCGUUGAUGGUAGCGUCGUUGACCCUGCUGUUGAUGGUGCAGCUAACGAUGACACUGCUGCGACUGCUUCUGUUGACACCACCACCACUGUCACCACCAUCAUCAUCGAAGGCAGUAGCUCAAAUGAUGGCAUUACCUCUCCCACGCCCGCCAUAGACGUCCAUAUUGAAGAUGGUGAAGAAAGUGUCGUCAUGAAUGACGCGCCGAAUUCACCAGAGGGUGAAGAAACUCUCUCUGCGGAACCUGCUGCCUCUGACACCGGCCGACAAUGCAUUGUGGAGGGUGACACUGAGAGGGGCCAGCGAGGGAGACUCGAGGACCCCGUGAGGCGUCCUCCGCUCAUGCCUGACUUCUGGCUCAUCCUGCGCAUUCAGCCAGACCGAGUCACUGUCUUCACGCACUCCAGGAGUCUCGUCGUCUCAUCGGGCUCUAUGGCUCAUACCUCGCCCUUAUCGUCAUCAUCAUCAUCAGCAGCAUCAUCAGCAUCUUCAUCAUCGUUGUCAUUGUCAGACAAUGAGCCCGAAUUCCUUUCAGUCCACCGAUUGGUCGUGAAGAAAAUCGCUGAGAUUUGUCGUGUGGUGAACCAGAGCCUUCUCCUUCAGGACCUUCAUGACACGCGCUGCUGUAACUCUCUGCUCGUGGCCGAAAGCGAGGAGGACAUAUGGAAGCCAGAGUCGGCGUACAGUUCCUACCGGCACAAACACUACAUCACUGAAGAUUAUGGAGCUGAUGAUGGCUAUCAGAGUAAAGACUACCUGGCUGCCUCCAUGCUCUUCAUGCCCGGUCACUUUGCGUGUGACAUCAUGUGGACCACCAUCAUCCCCGUGCAUCCACGCUUACGCAUGGCCCCCAGCUUGGCUGGCAGCAAAGGCAUGCAGUCACUGCGAUCGGCACUUGCCGCUUUCUCUGUGGGGAAUCGCAAGAACAUGUAUGUUUAUCAAGAGAGGUCAACAGGAGCGGUCUGCUAUCUCAGGCUUAUUGAGGAGUCCGCUGCCACCAGAACUUCCUUUGAUUCCAACAAGGAGGGGAUUCCAUCAGCAGCAUCACUUCAAUCCCCCGUCAUAGCGUCCCCCUUCAUGUCUCUCACACGCAGCCAGGAGCCUACAGCCACAACAGAUGAGCCCGUGACGCCGCGUGGGUGGUGGGACAGGCAGGUGUCCAUAGAAUCUGUGAGCUCACGGACGGCAGAAUCCUCCACCCGUGCCAUCGGUCACUCGGAGAAGAACAUCCGCCUCAACGUGCAUGGGGUCGUCCCGGCCGGAGUGGAGGUGACAGGUGAGCUGCUCAAAGCUCUGCUGCGCCGUCUCCACGAGGCGACACUCGAUGUCAUCACCGUGAUGCUCGUGCGCAACUGCAUGCUCACGCCCGCCGACGUGCAGUUCCUCCAGCCACACGGGCAGGCACCGUCGGAAACCGUGCUGGUGUUGAUGCCGCCAAUGUGGGGCCCGCGCUUUCCGGCCGUCCUGCACUACCUCCGCCAGAACCUGCACACCUUCCUCCUCUCGCCCAAGUACAUCGACACGGAUCCUGAAAACCACUUCCAGCAUUCCUCUGACAAGAGAUAUUCAAAGGGAGAAAUUUACCUGUACAACAAGCCUGGCGGUCUGGGAACAGGAGGAAAAGGCAUCGCGUGUGUGGCUCUGUCUGUGUUGGCACCGCCCGCCGACACCAGUGAGAGCAGUACGGAAGAGAUGAAGAGAGACCCCCUGUCGGACACCGACCUAGACGCUAUGACCCAGGUCACCCUGGUCAAAGAGGGCAGCGAAGUACCCACAGGUGCCGUGUUCCGCUUCUCGCUGUGGGAGACGGGCACCAUCAGCAUGGUGCAGCUGUGCGAGCGACUCCGGGCGGCCGUGCUCCACGCGGUGUGCGAGGCGGCGCUGGAGUUCGCCGUCCUCACCGCCCCCCUCUCCAUCCCCGAGCCGUCCUCGUCGUCCUCGUCGUCGCCAACGUCGUCAUUCAUGUCAUCGUCGCCAGCCGGAGCAUCUUCAUGUUCGGCAUCAUCACCAGCAGCAGCUGCAGAAACAUCAACAUUAACACCGCUGUCGUCAUCAUCAGCAGCAGCAUCAUCGUCAACAUCAUCAUUAUUGUCACCAUCAGCAGCUGCAGUUGGAGCAUCGCCAUCGGUAGCAUCAUCAACAACACAAACGUCACCAUUAUUAUCGUCAUUGUCAACGGCAGUACCACAAGCCACUGAAGGCGAUUCGGGAAUGGCUUUGAAUGUGCCCGUUGCCAUGACUUCUCCAGCCCCCGCGGCUCGCUCUCUCUCCAACCCCAUCCCGGGCGGAACGCGGGGCUCUCAACCCCCGCUCUCUCCUGGAAUUACAGCGGGUGUUUCUGCAAUGCCAGAGCUAGCCGCAACGUCUGGAACAUCGCAGGGAAAGUCUGGGAGGAGGAGCUUUUGGGAAAUAUUGGCGAACAAGACGGAUUCUCCAAAUGCCAGCUCGCCCAAGACUACAGACGACAUUACCUCAAAUCCACGUGACGAGGUGGGUGCGGGGCGACGCCGGCGGCAUAAGACUGGCACAGGUGCGCAGAGCGAUGCGGCCGCGAGUCCUGCUGGUAGCGGCACUACCUGGCUCCACCAGGAGAUUGCACGCAGGCAGGAGGAGGAGAAGAGGCAGCGCCUGGAGGAGGGUCUUGUUGGAGUGCUCCAUCCAGCCUACAUGGGGCCUUGCCAACGAUGGCUGGAAUUUAUGCAUCACAGAGGCUGCCCAUCAGUGCAGCGCUGUGAGAUGGAGCUGUCGUCGCGUCUCCAGGUCGACCGUUUCCUCGCAGAGACCGAAAACCUCGUGCACGGCGCAGCCGAGGACACGAGCGUGCGCGUCUACAUCAGGGACAGUUGCGGAACAAAGUGGCACACCUAUCAGCCUUUCCAAGAUAUGAGCGUCACCCCCGGCCUGCAAAGAAAGUUUGUGAUUUUAGCGCGGAGCAUCGCUCAAUGGAGAAGCAGCGGCAUCAGCUCUCUGGCCCACAAGAGCCUCCAGCGUUUUGAAGCGCUUGACACAAUUGGAGGGGAGAAAUCAUCCGACCAGGGAGGCGCAGUGCAUUCUGGGAAGUCGGGGCAGACGAUCGCUCCCCGUCAGAGGUUUAUUGUUUUCAGCUUGGACGAUAGAAAGUUGUCCCUGCACACCUACAACUGGUCAUCGGAGCUGGGUGCCGGCGUCAUGCGUGGCACCUCCCGCCUCGUGCACUGGCUCAACGCUCGCUCACACCUCCUGAUGUGUCUGCUCAGCCAGAAGAUGGGCCUCUUCCACCACUACUACUACGGCGACCUCCCUCCUCCCCCCAGCGACCCCGGCAAGCAGAUGGAGCCGAACCCUUUCCUACAGCCUCCGUGCGAGGCGGAUGCCCUCAUCAGGAGUUCAGCCCCCCCUCCUCCCAAGGAUCCCACAUGGGCCUCACCCAUGGGUCCUGGCAGAGGUCUCCUGGUCUCUGGUUCUACUACUACUGCUGCUGCUGGUGGUGGUGGUGGCGGCGGUGUUGCUGGUAGCGGUGGUGGUGGCGGCGGCUUGGCUGUAGGGGCCGCACCAGCAUCGUUGGAGCUGCUGCAGCUGGACGAGGCGCUGCGCGACGUGGUGGCGCCAAGGCCCAUGCGCCUGGCUCCGUACGGGGCCAGCGGCGAUGCCGUGACGAGGCACGGGGAGCAGUACCGCGAAAUCCGCGCACACGAGCGCAGGGAGAUUGAAGCGCAGUGUAAAAUUGAGAACCUGUUCAUCACGUGGCAGCAGAGGUCGGCCCAGUCCAACAUGCCCAUCACGGUGUCCGAGUUGGAUCUGCUUAGGCAGUCUUCACGGCUUGUCCACUACUGCGCUACUCCGCUUGUUUUCGACCCAGCCACUCACUUGACCGAUGCUGCUGCUGCCAACAGUGUUCCUCCAAUGGUACCGCAUUGCUCCCCGCCCAGUGGCACCAGCGACAUCGCUACCCCCACCUCUACCACUGGCUCUACCACUACUACUGCCCACAGCCUUACUCCUGGCCCUGCUGCUCCUGCUGCUGCUGCUGCUUCUGGUGGCGGUGGCGGGGAGGCCUGGCUGCUAGAGCUGUGCACGGCUUUCAUUCAGCAGUACGUGCAGUACCUCCAGAGCCUCGGAUUCAUCCUCGUACACCUGCGUCCCUCAACACCUGCACGCAGGUCAUCGGUCUCCACACGUCCACGCUCGUCUGCUUUCUCCGUGAACAUAGGGACAUCAGACGGGAAGCCCCGUUCACAGAGACCCUGGCCUGAGAGCAGCACCAAGGCUGCAGGUGGUGGAGUGUCGUCACUCAUGUAUCACCUCCAGCGAGCCCUGCCUGGUGGCCUCGUGCUGAUGGAACUCGGGUUUCAGAGACAUUUCUUCACGGUGAAGCAAUUCGCUCUCGAAUGUUCUCGAUUCCCAGUCGGGCAGUCUCUCAACCCACAGGGUUUCAUAGGAUUGAAAGCGCGUAUGAAACAUUAUGUGGAAGGGAGCACAAUAUCAGAAUCUGCGCUGUCGAUGCUGUUCACGGAGGAGUGCGAGCGCGUUCGCGAUCUGAUGCACGUGCACUCGUUCAGCCAUGACUUCCACCUGCGCGUCGCUCACCACUACCUGCUCGGCCGCCAGCUCACUUUCCCGCGCGCGUACGCCCUGGGAGCUUUCCUGCACCGGUUCGCACGCGCCCAUCGCAGCGCCCCCAAGUACGGGCGGAACCACCUGCUCACAGGUGAGCUGGAGCUUAGCGUGGGGGGCACGCCCGCCCCCCAGCUGUACGCCUACAUGGUGGAGCAUGCUCACACCUACGGCUUGAAGCCACUCACCAUGGAGAGCGGCCCUGGGCCUUGUUCCCCGGGAGGCCUGGCCCUCGAGUUCGCCCUCGUCGCUCUCUCCACCAGGUCGGGCUCCUAUAAGGAUGCUGAUGGCGUUCGUCAUUUUGAUGACUUUGAUGUCUCGCUGAUCGUGAGGCAUGACACCUCGAACCUGUACACUCAAUAUGAGCAGGAGCAGCAGCAGCAGCCUGAGCCACAGCAGCAGCAGCAUUCCGAUCUGAAGCUGCUCUACUGCCUGGUCAUGACGAGCUGCCGCGAGUUGUUCCCGCGCCUCACGGCCGACAUGAGUCGUUUCCGCAAGCUCCCCCGCUCCUACCGCCCUGAGCAGCAGCAGCAGCUGAAGGACCAGCAGCAACAAAAACUCGAUGGACAGCAGCAGCAUGCGAAAAUGAAACAAUUGCAACAGCUGCAGCAGGAACAGCAGGAGCAACAAGUGCCUCAACAGUUGACACAACAACAGCUGCAUGACGAUGAUGAUGACGAUGAUCGUCAGCAGCAGCAGCAGGAGAACAUGAAGGAGCAACAGCAGCAGAGGUCAGAGGCGUGCCCCCUUCUGCUACAGCAGCUGUUGAGGCGCACGGAUGGAGCAGCAGAGGUGACAGCAGGGCCCCGCGAGCAGCACGCGCAGAGGAACAGCAGGGAACUGCCAUUGCCACUGCCCUCCUCCACAUCCCCAUCCUCUUCCUCCACCUCGUCUUCCCCGCCGCACCUCCCGCUCUUCCCACUCCUCGCCAGCGAGAAGGAGUCGGCGCUCGCGCGCAUCCGCUCGGUGGUCGCCCUCGCACGCUCCCAGUGCCGCCGGGACUCGCUGUGGCAGAGGCUGCUUCUGGCGGCCGAUUCCACUUCGGAAACCCACGCGGCCCCGGCACCGAUGGCAUCUCCCUCGGCAGCAACGUUGACAUCGGCGUCUUCGUCGCUGGCCAACAGUGGGGGUGGAGCGCUGGGUGGAGCGGGGGAUGGUGGGGGAGCCGGGAGCGGGAGUGGCGGUGGGGGGUCGGCGGCGGCGGCGGUGGGGGGGGGAGACCUCUCGCUGCCGCUGAGAGCCCUGGCCCCUCUGAGCCAGGCAGAGCUCAGGGAGCUCGUGGAGGCCGUGAGCUGCAGGCCGCUCAAGCAGCUCGACACACGACUCGAGUUCUUUGAGACCCUGGCUCCAUCCUGGUACCAGGGUCUCAUCCGCUUGCUCCAGGGCAGGUUCUCUCACAGCUGUCGCCUCUUCAACAAUGCUGACGGCAGCGUUCAGUACCUGGCGGUAUUGAAUCAGAAGUUCCCCGACUGCUGUCUGCUCGUUCAUGUUGAUCUUCACAACAACCACACAAGCAUGCAGGCUGUGUUCAGGGAGUGGCCUCAGCAGCAACAAGGCCUUGUGCCCUCGGCAGCAGCAGCAGAGUGUGGGUCCGUGCUGACUCAGCACCUCUACCCACACCUGGAGGCCCUCGUGAACGCAGCGUGUUUCUACCUGUGGACCGGGCUACUCUGAUUGACCGGUCAGCAGUGAACUGUGGGACGGCCACCCCGCUUUUCUCCAAUGCAUAUUGUAUUCACACACGCCGAUACAUGCGCAGACAGCCCGUGUACGCACACGUGUACAUACAUACACGCGUGUUUAAAUGCACAUACUUGUUUACGUGCUUGUUCUGUACAUACACAAAUACAUACGCACGUAUAGAGGCACGCAAAAACAAUAUCCUCGUAUAGUCUUUUAACAGACUUUUUGGGGUAAGUGCUGUUCGUGAGUGCUGUUCGUGAGUGCUGUUCGUGAGUGCCAGUACAGCGCACGAAGAGGUGGCGUGGCCAACACCACAUUGGGCCACCUUCGUGUCCCCAGUGCUGAUGUUUACACACCGUGCGAGGCACUCAUUUAAAGCAAAGUCGACUUCGGGGAGACCCAGGAUGGGUUUGGAUAGACACUACUGAUGUAUGUUAGCCGUGGCUGGGAAUUGGAACUCAGGUCGCCGGGUUUGUGUAAUACAUACACGUAAUUAAGCACACACAUACACACUUAAACCUACAGACAUACAUACAUGCAGUCGCACACCAAUACACGCUACAUGCCCAAAUACACACAAACACGCAGACAGUUAUGUAUUUGGAUGUGCAGUCCAGGUCUCUCAUAAGAGAAUAUGAAUCUCAAUAUCCAGAUUAAUGUGAAGCAUCAGUGCUGUAUUACAUCAGUUUGAAGCCUUUUAAGGCAAUAGAGACAAUAGUUAUGUCAUAAAUAAGCUGUUCAUGCCAUCCCAAUAACAAUAUAUUCAAACAUAGCCUCUCUAAAAGUUAGUGUGAUCGCCUAUGGAUGGGCAUUGUGUAUCGUCUUAAUAAGUGCCAUCGUUACUGAGAUCCUGGGUUUGAGCCCUGCAUCUGGGUUGAUCCCGAGAAGUUCAUAAUGGCCGUGUUUGGACACACUCAGCCAUUAAUGCCGCUGAGAAGCUGGCUGCAGAUCCUGGCUCUGAUGUAAACAUAUAUAGCCUCAACAGACUGUUGGGACAAGUGCUAUUAGCGAGCCCCUAUGAAGGCCGGCACGGCACACGAGAGGGUGGGGGGUGGGUGACCAGGACCGGUUCAGAUAAUCGUAACUGGUGUUGGCCGUGAGUGGGAAUCGAACUCUGGUCCACUGGGUUCGUAUCGCAGCUCUCGAUAUCUUCAACCCUGGUCACCAAUGGCCGGACGCAGAAAAAAAACCUGAUUAUAAAAUGUCACGUUGUACAUUACUUCUGCCGAGCCCAGUUCUGAGGGCUCCCAGUUUUUAAACGCAGCGGCCAUGAAGAACCACGUCGUGAGAUUGCGCUCACGAGAACGAUCAGGAUACGAUUCCACAAGGAAGUUGAGUUGAAAAAAAUUAUGUUAUUACUUUGAAUUCACUGCAUUGAACAUAAUAAAAAGAUUGUUUGCAAUA
Petromyzon marinus (sea lamprey) is the source of this 14635-nucleotide messenger RNA. RefSeq names its product SZT2 subunit of KICSTOR complex (gene SZT2). The record is from RefSeq and is a predicted model, not a curated record. NCBI's taxonomy places the organism in Eukaryota, Metazoa, Chordata, Hyperoartia, Petromyzontiformes, Petromyzontidae. Gene Ontology annotation, cellular component: peroxisome.